Messenger RNA from Peromyscus maniculatus bairdii (prairie deer mouse), 1843 nucleotides. RefSeq names its product histone H2B type 3-B. NCBI's taxonomy places the organism in Eukaryota, Metazoa, Chordata, Mammalia, Rodentia, Cricetidae. The record is from RefSeq and is a predicted model, not a curated record. Gene Ontology annotation, cellular component: nucleosome. Gene Ontology annotation, molecular function: structural constituent of chromatin; protein heterodimerization activity; DNA binding.
CCAGACAUCUUCAACUGAUGAUCAGAAAGAAGAACACAAACCAGAAACUAAGCUGACGAUAACGACCUCGUAAGCGCCAGCAAGCUCUUAUAUAUGAUCAGGAGGGAGGCCAGACUGCGCCUUUCUAUUGGACGGCAGCACUAGCCAAUCAGAAAAAGAACCCGGCGCCUCCUAAUUUGCAUAUACAUUACCCUGAGAUGACGUAGUGUACAAUUGUAUUCAAUCAAAAGCGAGUAAAGUCUGAUCCUUCAUUUGAAUACAAGGCAUAUAAAUAGAGUUGGUACGGCGGACACGCGCGUUUCCCGAGAGCAGCUAGCCAAUAUGCCUGAUCCGUCCAAAUCUGCUCCAGCCCCCAAGAAGGGGUCCAAAAAGGCCGUCACCAAGGCACAGAAAAAGGACGGCAAAAAACGCAAACGGGGCCGCAAGGAGAGCUACUCCAUCUAUGUGUACAAGGUGCUGAAGCAGGUGCACCCCGACACCGGCAUCUCCUCCAAGGCCAUGGGCAUCAUGAACUCUUUCGUCAACGACAUUUUCGAGCGCAUCGCCAGCGAGGCCUCCCGCCUGGCGCAUUACAACAAGCGCUCGACCAUCACGUCCCGCGAGGUGCAGACGGCCGUGCGUCUGCUGCUGCCCGGGGAGCUGGCCAAGCACGCCGUGUCCGAGGGCACCAAGGCUGUCACCAAAUACACCAGCUCCAAGUGAGGCGCGGCGCGGGCGUCCUCAAUCCAAAGGCUCUUUUCAGAGCCACCCAUGCAGUCCUUAAAAGGGUCUUGAACACAGCGUGUGUGGUCAUUGGUGACUGCCACGCGCCUGAGGGAGAUUCUCAGUUACUGGGUACCACUAAGAUGUGCUUUUGAGUGUGAGGGAUGUAGGGCUGCAGCUGUUCUGCUCUUCCCGAGGGUGGGAUGAGAACGAUGGUCAAGGGAUAGACAAGGGGCGUGAGUCCCCUCCCUAAGCCUCCAGUCUUCCCCAGGUGGGCGAGGUCACCAGCGUAGUGGGAUUCUGGGUGCCGUGCCCGCUGGGUGGCCUCUGCAUCUGCGUUCCUUUAGAACCUUUCCUGGAACAGACAGGCGUCUUGAUCCCUUGGAUAUGACCAUUCUGGCAUUACAUCCCAACAGAUCCUGCACAACAGUAUGCUGGAACAGGGCUUGAAAAGGUACGGCGGCGACACCCGCAAUGCCUGUGUAAAAGAGCUGGAUGUAGCCAGCUGCAGCCGCCAGCAGUUUUAGUGGCUAGGGGAUGGAAGGAUUUGGGAAAGAAUCCCGUUGUUUUGAGCAAAUGAGUUCCUCUCCUAAAGCUGCUUUAUUUUCAGUGAAGCGUUGGUAACAGAAUUGUCCGCACUCAGCAUUUAUUUGAGAAUGCCAUCUUGAUCUGGAACGUUUGGGCAGGAGAUCUUAACCGUGGAAAGAACACCACUUUCCUUGGUUUGGCUAUAUUUAUUUGAACCGGUAUGAGAUAUAUUGAGAAUCCUAUCGCCGUCUCCAGCAAGGAGUAAUAUAAAUUUUAUUUUUUUCCCCAAACAGUCAAAGGGAGCCUGUCCCGUCUGGUCCGUCUGGUCCGCUGCCAACGGGCAGUUGGAAGGAGGGGGUGGGGGGGACGGUGGGGGGGGCGGUGUCUCCGCUGGAACUUCCUACCGGAGCCGAGCCAUCGAUCCCUUUCCACAUAAAAGGAUUUUGACAACUUCAUACGUUUUAAAGUUACCAUCUGAAGUAUUUUUAUCCUGUCAAGUAGCUGCAAAAAUGCAAAUGUCAGUGUAGGACUUUUUUUUUUUUUUUAAAUUAGUCUUAAAAAUACCUAUUAGAACAUUAACACCAGAGUCAGGACAAAGUAAACCAAAUUCUUU